GUAAAGAAUUAACUGAAUUUGAACAUGAUGAAAUUGUUGGAUUAAGAAAAGCUAAACAUUCCAUUAGAGAAAUAGCUGAAAUAUUAAAAAGAUCUAGAAAAGCAGUUGAAAAUGCCAUAAAUGACUAUUUUAAAAAAAAUAAAACUUCUGCAGCUCAAAGAUCAGGAAGACCUAAAAAAUUAUCAGAACGUGAUGAUAGACAAAUUAUAAAAAUAAUUAAAAAAAAACCCAAAUCUACAAUAAAUGAAGUAAUUCAAGAACUUAAUAAAUUAAAUAUUUCA
Dentiscutata erythropus is the source of this 281-nucleotide messenger RNA. Lineage: Eukaryota; Fungi; Glomeromycota; Glomeromycetes; Diversisporales; Gigasporaceae. The record is from the annotation of a GenBank genome assembly.